Molecule: messenger RNA, 873 nt
Organism: Plectropomus leopardus (leopard coralgrouper)
Lineage: Eukaryota; Metazoa; Chordata; Actinopteri; Perciformes; Serranidae
Source: RefSeq, a predicted model, not a curated record
AUGUGUCCCGCGGGCCGUCUGUUGGGCGUCAGUGUCCUGUAUGAUGGCACGUGUCCCUGUGCGUCUCUGCAGGUGAGUAACGGCGUGGCGAUCGUGCGCCCGCCGGGUCAUCACGCAGAGAGAGAUUCUCCGUGCGGUUUCUGUUUCUUCAACACGGCAGCGCUCGCUGCUCGCCACGCUCAGAAAAUCUCCCAAGAUGCACCGCUGCGAGUCCUCAUCCUGGACUGGGACGUUCACCACGGCAACGGGACGCAGCACAUAUUUGAAGACGAUGAAAGCGUCCUCUACGUCUCACUCCAUCGCUAUGACAACGGGACGUUCUUCCCGUCUUCAGAGGACGCUGCCCCCGACAGGGUGGGCGUGUCCAAGGGGGUGGGCUUUAAUGUGAACGUGGCGUGGAGUGGCGGGCGAAUGGGCGACUCCGACUACCUGGCUGCCUUUCACAGGGUCGUCAUGCCAAUUGCCACUGAGUUUAACCCUGGGCUCGUUCUGGUGUCGGCCGGGUUCGAUGCAGCUCGAGGGGAUCCUCUGGGUGGAUAUCAUGUGACCCCAGAGGGAUACGCCCACCUUACACACCUGCUGAUGUCACUGGCCGGGGGGCGGGUCCUUCUCAUACUGGAGGUACAAACACACACACACACACACACACACACACACACAAUCACACACAAACACUGUGUGUGAACUGAUGUGUAGAAAUGUGUGAAACUGAGAGUUUGUGUGAAUUCAACUGAAGUGAGUUAAAGUGAAGUGAAUGGACAUCAAGUGAAGUGAAUGGUUGUGAGAUUAUGUGAAUGUCAGAAAUACAGAAGAGUGACCUGACAUGAAGUCAAUAGAUAUGAAGUGAAGUGAAUAGAUGUGAAGUGAAUUCAA